Molecule: messenger RNA, 4750 nt
Organism: Thunnus maccoyii (southern bluefin tuna)
Lineage: Eukaryota; Metazoa; Chordata; Actinopteri; Scombriformes; Scombridae
Gene: farp2
Product: FERM, RhoGEF and pleckstrin domain protein 2
Exons: 27
Coding region: 143-3322 (1059 amino acids)
Cellular component (GO): cytoskeleton
Molecular function (GO): cytoskeletal protein binding; guanyl-nucleotide exchange factor activity
Source: RefSeq, a predicted model, not a curated record
CAAUCACAGAUGAGUGUUAGUGCGCACUCCUUUGGACGACGACCAUGGACUGGAGUAGUGUCCUUUUCGAUGUGAAAACUUUUAGCAUUUAGUUUCGACUCAAGAAAAACGGAGUGAGGUGGUGGAGCUGCUCUGAGCAGUAAUGGGGGAGAUAGAGGGUUCAUACCGGGUCCUGCAGACCCCUGGCACAAGGCUGGGAGCCCAGUUCAAUGCUGGUGUCAGCACGUUGGAGCCGGGCCAGAGCCUCAGUGGCAACAUGGCCAGCGGGAGCAAAAGCCAUGGGCGAGGACUACAGAUCCGUGUGCAGGGGCUGGACGAUUCCCAGGAGUUCUUUGAUGUGGACCCAAAAGCUUUUGGACAGGCCCUUCUCUCUGAGGUUUUCCUGAGAGGCAACCUCAUAGAGAGUGAUUACUUUGGCCUCGAGUUUCAGAACAUGCAGAUGAACUGGGUUUGGUUGGAACCCACAAAACCCAUUGUGAGACAAGUCAGAAGACCAGCAAAUACGCUAUUUAGACUGUCAGUGAAAUUCUUUCCUCCAGACCCAGGUCAGCUGCAGGAAGAGUACACGAGGUACUUAUUCUCCCUGCAGAUGAAAAGAGAUCUAAUGGAGGGUCGGUUGAUCUGCACAGAAAAUACUGGAGCCCUGCUCGCCUCUCACCUUGUCCAGUCUGAGAUUGGUGACUAUGAUGAUGUAGCAGACAGGGACUUCCUGAGGACGAACAAGCUGUUGCCUUACCAAGAGAAGGUGCAAGAGGGGAUCAUGGAGCUCCACCGCAGGCACCUGGGACAGACUCCAGCUGAAUCAGAUUUCCAAAUCCUGGAGAUUGCCCGUAAACUGGAGAUGUACGGAGUCCGCUUCCACCCAGCAGCUGACCGAGAGGGCACCAAGAUCAAUCUGGCUGUCGCUCAUAUGGGCCUUCAGGUUUUUCAGGGUCACACAAAAAUAAAUACCUUCAAUUGGUCCAAGAUUCGCAAACUGAGCUUUAAGAGAAAACGGUUCCUGAUCAAACUCCACCCAGAGGUCCAUGGUCCGCAUCAGGACACUCUUGAGUUUAUGAUGGCCAGUCGAGACCAGUGUAAAAUCUUUUGGAAGAUAUGUGUGGAGUACCACUCAUUUUUCCGUCUCUUUGACCAACCCCAACCCAAAUCCAAAGCUGUCCUUUUCACUAGAGGCUCUUCAUUCAGAUACAGUGGAAGGACCCAGAAGCAACUUGUGGAUUAUGUCAGGGAAAAUGGAGCAAAGAGAACCCCAUACCAGAGGAGGAACAGUAAAAUACGAAUGUCUGCUCGCUCCCUAGCCACAGAUGUGCCAAAACAGAGCUUGUCAUUCAAUGACAGUCUCAGGGCCCCAGGCUCCCCUUCCUCUGCUAUUGUGUCCUUCCACCCAGCACACAUCUCCAGUUUUCCCCCACGAAAAGAACUCCAACCUCAACCCCAGCCUUUGACCACACUGAGCCAGUCUCCAGCGUCUCCUCAGCAGCAGCAACAACAGCUUCAGUCCCCUCUUCAAGCUACCAGACCCCCCAGCCCUCCGAAGGAAGAACCUGUCAAGGCCGCUCCCCCAUCUCACUACGCUUUUCAAGAUUCAGUCGUGGACAGCCCCCAGCUCUCGCCCUUCAACUCCAAGGGUCCCCUCUGUCUGUCGCCCUCCUUCCAGAUGUCGACCCUCAGCCUGCCAGGCCAGGCCGUGUCACCCCUGCAAAGCCCCAUCCUGAGCGAGGUGGGCACCAAUGCCAGGCUAGAGGAGGAGGAGGAGGGCAGGAGGAAGCGAUAUCCCACCGAUAAGGCCUACUUCAUUGCCAAAGAGAUUCUGACCACAGAGCGAACGUACCUUAAAGACCUUGAGGUCAUCACAGUGUGGUUUCGCAGUGCUGUGAUCAAAGAAAACGCCAUGCCCGACGGUCUGAUGACCCUCCUCUUCUCCAACAUCGACCCAAUCUACGAGUUCCACCGAGGCUUCCUCAAGGAGUUGGACCAGAGGCUGGCUCUCUGGGAGGGUCGCUCUAAUGCUCACGUCAAAGGGGACUACCAAAGGAUUGGUGACGUGAUGCUGAGGAACAUGUGUGCUCUUAAGGAAUUCACCAGCUACCUACAGAAGCACGACGAGGUGUUAACAGAACUGGAGAAAGCCACUAAGAGGCUGAAGAAGCUGGAGACAGUUUACAAAGAGUUUGAGCUGCAGAAGGUCUGCUACUUGCCCCUCAACACAUUCCUGCUCAAGCCCAUCCAGCGCCUCAUGCACUAUAAGCUCAUCCUGGAGAGACUAUGCAAGCAUUAUUCUCCUUCACACCGUGAUCACGACGACUGCAAGGAGGCUCUGAAGGAGGUGGCAGAUAUUGCUACACAGCUCCAGAGCAGUCUUAUCCGGCUGGAGAAUUUCCAGAAGCUAACAGAGCUGCAGAGAGACCUGAUUGGAAUAGAGAACUUAACAGUACCAGGCAGGGAGUUCAUACGAGAGGGAUGUCUGUACAAGCUCACCAAGAAAGGGCUGCAGCAAAGAAUGUUUUUCCUGUUCUCAGACAUGCUGCUCUACACAAGCAAAGGUGUUACAGCGACCAAUCAGUUCAAAGUGCACGGACAGCUGCCUCUUCAUGGCAUGAUAGUUGAGGAAAGUGAAAACGAGUGGUCAGUCCCACACUGCUUCACCAUCUACUCUGCUCAGAGGACCAUCGUAGUGGCCGCCAGCUCUAAAGUAGAGAUGGGCAAGUGGAUUGAGGAUCUGAACAUCGCUAUCGACAUGGCCAAGAAGUCACAGGAGAAAUCCAGCAUCUUCCUCGAUGCUGGACUCAGCGAUCACUCCAACCGAUCGUCUGAUGAGGUUUCUCUGGAACAAGAGUCGGAGGAUGACAUGAACUCCUCCCGCACUUCACUGGAUAAGCAGACGCACCAUCGUGCCAACACAACCAUGCAUGUGUGCUGGCACCGCAACACCAGCGUGUCUAUGUCUGAUCAUAGCCUGGCUGUGGAGAACCAGCUCUCAGGCUACCUCCUGAGGAAGUUCAAGAACAGCAACGGUUGGCAGAAACUCUGGGUUGUUUUCACCAACUUCUGUUUGUUCUUUUACAAGACUCACCAGGAUGACUUCCCGCUGGCUAGUCUCCCGCUGCUCGGCUACACAGUCAGCACCCCAGAGGAGUCGGACAGCAUUCACAAGGAGUACGUCUUCAAACUGCAAUUCAAGUCCCAUGUUUACUUUUUCCGGGCAGAGAGCGAGUACACGUUUGAAAGAUGGAUGGAGGUGAUCAAGAGUGCAGCCAGCACUACAGGCCGGAUGAGCCUGCUCAUACCUAAAGGAGGUCCCAUGGAGAUAAACGGAAACUGAAACAAACACGAUGGUGUAUCUGGAGGCUGGGCCUCUGGCGCAUCAGAAUAGACUCUGUUCAGUCUCGCGCUCUGUGUUAUUUUUCAAGUGAAUCAAAGAUUUGGACGAUAACAAGCGGCGACUGAUUGAAGUGUUAACAUGAAUUAUAAUGAUCUGUGCGUUUUUUUUUUUCUUGAUUAAUGAUGUAAAUGAUAACAUUUGUGUCAGUAUACAGGAUAUAAUGAAAGGGAGACGUGUACAUUGUGAUCAGUUUGUGCAUGCGUAGCACUCAGUCAUACACAUAGACUGAUACUGUGGGAAAUAUUGUUGUAUGGGGCCAACUCAAAAACUUCAGUUCAGGCUUUUUAAAGGACUAUUCUCCUCAGCACGUUACAACUGAAGCUUUGUUGGGUUCAGCGUUGUGCUACAGCAGGAAUACAGAUGAUAUACAGUAAGUGGAAAAUGAAGGUACACCGGAUAGCAUGUGGAUAAAAUAUCCAGCUCUCUUCAUCUUUUGAAAGAGUCAGAGGUGUGUGUGUGUAUGUGUGAGGUGGAGGAGAGCAAGAAGGUUCAUGGAACGUUGAAAAUGGGUUUGAGAGCAGAAGUCGUUUAAUUUUGAGAGAAACGUGAGCUGAAUCAAACCUGUGUUGAACUGAAUCAGUAUUUAUUUCAUCAGCGACUGAGGCCAGUCCAGUUCGGAGGCUUUAUUUGCUUGUUAAAGGAAGGAUAAAAAGGAAGUUUCAAAAUGCUCAAAAGGGAGCUUCUCUGCUUAAUACUUGUGGUUAGAACGGUCAGUUUGGUGCCACGUUCUCUCUUUAAUAUCAUAUGUAAUCAUUUAUCCUGUUUUUGUUUUGCACAGGGAUAACAACAUGAGGAAAUACUAUAGUGGUUACUGUAGUGUUUUACUCUGUAAAAGUUGCAGAUUUUUCUUGUAAAAGCAAACCAGAAGAACAUAUUUUGAAGUUAAUUGUACCUGGUGUUAAUGUUUCGCUGUGUGUAAGACUGUUGGGAUCUGACAUGUGGGAGAUGUGUGUAGGUCUGAGCUAACAGGCACCUAUGACACUUAAUGUUAGUUAUUUAGUGCGCCACAUGCAACCAUGAUAUUGUUUGGUAUAUAUUUUUUAUGAAGACUGGAAUCUUUACCCUCUUGUGUGAGCGUGUAUGUGUGUGUUUGUGUGCAUGUGUGUGUGCGUGCGUGCGGAGAAGCCAAUGGUAUAGUCCUCCCUACACUCGCCUCUGGAGCUGUAACUAACAUAAGGUGAUGAUGGAGGUCAUCUCAAAAACUACGGGACAUUCUCUGUGUGUAAGAGGCUGUUGCACAGUUAACAAACAGUAUAUUACUCCUAUUUAUUGUUAAGCAUGUCAUCAGGGCCUCGCUCCUGGAUCCCCUCAUGUAGUCUUCAUGUUAUUCCAUUGAAAACCUAACAAAUAAAAGCUCAUUUGAAUGAA